CAUUUUCCAAGUAAUUUAUGAGAGGUACGGUACUGAUCGAUCAAUAAUGGCUAUUCCAGACGAAGACAACUUGGUCUUCUUGGCAACUUCAUAGAACUUCUUGGCGACUUAAUUAAUUUUAGAAGGACGCGGUAAUGGCGUACUAUACGUUGUAUAAAUUAAGCGGGCCGGGGCUUGGGGCUUAUAUCUAGCCGCUUAACAAUUCCGUCAUCCAUGGCGGUGAAAAUGGUAUUUCAGAUCAUGAUUGUGCUCUUGUGUUCAAUUGAUGCAAUACUAUAUGUACAAGCAGCGGGUUUAGCAAUUAAUAGUUCAUGUCAAGCAAAAAGCUGUGGGAAUCUUAGCAAUAUCCCAUACCCUUUUGGAAUAGGAGUGUUAGAGAUAAUAUAUUUAGUUUUCUUUCAAGGAGCUGGUUGCUACCUUGAUCGCUGGUUUGAAGUAGUUUGCAUGAAUGACUCUUCGGGCUCUCCCAAACCUUUCUUGAGUAGCUUCGGCCUGGAGGUGCUCAACAUUUCUUCAAUAGAAGGCGCUUAUGAUUCAGGAAGCAGUACAGUUCGAGUCAAUUAUCCGACAUUUUCUACUUGUACUAAUAGUUCAAGCAGAAAACAAAAUGUAGAGCUAGCAAACAGCUCUUUCAUCUUCUCCCAGUUCCAUAACAUAUUCGUCGCCAUGGGUUGCGAUAACUCUGCCUCAAUGAGGUCCUCAGACAAUGGUUCAAUGAUUGGGUGCAUGUCAAGAUGUGAUUCGAGUAAAGUAGUGAUAAAUGGUAGUAGUUGCAAUGGCACUAACUGCUGCCAAACCACAAUUGCUUCAGAUGUCAAUGUGUUCGAGACAACUAUAGAUCCAAUUAAAAAAAUUAGCGACCCUGCAGUCAGCAAAGAAUGCAAUUCUGCAUUCUUGGUAGAAGAAAAGUGGUUCAGGGAAAGUGGUUCAUUAAUAAAUAUGUCCUCCAUUAUGUCGCACGUUCCUGUGGUGUUGGAAUGGAUGAUUCUUGAGACAUCAUUCAACACACUUCCAAUAGCCAAUAAGACCGCAGAAAAUACAGAAGAGUACUUUUGUUUUAAUUAUAGUUAUAUUUCAGCGAGUAAGCACCAGCCCUCUUUUACAUGUUAUUGCCGAAGGGGCUUUGAAGGAAAUCCCUAUCUUCUCGGAGGAUGUGGAGGUAAAAUAUUUACGAAUGCGAGGAACCGGGCGGAGUCAAAUGUUCCAAUAAUGGAUACUGCGUAA
This is a messenger RNA of Alnus glutinosa, 1224 nucleotides long. Its product is annotated as wall-associated receptor kinase-like 10. Gene Ontology annotation, molecular function: protein serine/threonine kinase activity. Bases 214 to 1224 code for a protein of 336 amino acids. The record is from RefSeq and is a predicted model, not a curated record. The transcript is spliced from 3 exons. NCBI's taxonomy places the organism in Eukaryota, Viridiplantae, Streptophyta, Magnoliopsida, Fagales, Betulaceae. Gene Ontology annotation, cellular component: membrane.